Messenger RNA from Phoenix dactylifera (date palm), 441 nucleotides. The record is from RefSeq and is a predicted model, not a curated record. Lineage: Eukaryota; Viridiplantae; Streptophyta; Magnoliopsida; Arecales; Arecaceae.
AUGCCGAACUGGACGGAUCUCCCACUAGAGCUUCUAAAUGAAAUUAGCGACAAGCUGCCCUGCUGUGUGGACAAAGUUCGAUUUCGAUCAGUUUGUUGUGUAUGGCGUGCCGCUGUUCCUCAGAUCCGAUUUCCUCCUGUAUUGAUGUUGCCAUACAAUCCAUACACCAAGAGUAUAUCCUUCUAUAGCCUCUAUGAGAAUCAAGUCGUCACUUUCCCUCUACCUGAGGCAAGGGAGAAAGUUCUUUGUGGGGCUUCUAAAGGCUGGUUAGUUUUGAUGGAUGAGAGUGGUGCCAUCUCGCUUCUCAACCCAAUCACAAGAGCACAAGUCCAAUUGCCACCAGUUACUGAGCAGAUUGCACUAGCCUCGGGCUUCAAGGUCUCAAAGAGAGCUGAAGGAAAUAGCAGCAAUUCUAGUAUGCAAAACAAGACUGUUUAUUAA